Molecule: messenger RNA, 7767 nt
Organism: Amoebophrya sp. A25
Lineage: Eukaryota; Dinophyceae; Syndiniales; Amoebophryaceae
Source: the annotation of a GenBank genome assembly
GCACCACAAAAUGCAUGAUCCAUCAGCAGAAUUUCACCAUACAAGCAGUAAGUUGGCGACAUCAAGAUUAACCACUCCGACACAAUCAUCAAAAAUGGUUGGAACAGGAUCGUCCUCGUCUUCCUUCAGGAUCUCCAGAUCUGGUUUCACGCUCUUUCUCUCUAUUUUCACUCUCCUCCUACAUUUGCCACCAUCCCAAGCAGUGGUCAGCUUCGUCAGAAGAAGAGCGGCUAACAACUGGAAGGACGAUUGCUCCGACCGAGAAAAGCAUAAGCUAGGCACACCCACCCACUGCCUCGUAGAAUCCGAGGACGGGAAUCACCUGUUUUUGGCGGAGUUGUCUGGGGAUGCCUCGAAGGCUGAAAGAGACCAUGAGGGAAUUGAUGAAGUAUCUCUUCAAGUUCCAACAAGAGGACGCUAUGUAGGACGAAGCAUGCCGCUUCGAGGAACAACUCUCCUUGCGCCGGCUGAAGCAAAACUCGGAGCAAAAAAAGGCCUUCUUUACACGGAAGAAGAGGCGAAAGAAGCAGAAGGGGAACAACUAGAUCUACUAGAUCAGGAUAUGCUGAAUGAAGAAAUAUUAGAAGGAGAAGACCCACUAGUAGAAUGUCCAACGACAGGGUCUACUUCGCCUCCACUUUUGAUGAUGUGGACUACGAGCACAACAACUACAACUGGGAUGGACGUGAGGGGUACUACGAACAAGACAAGACCUGGAGGUGUUGUAGAUCAAAACCCUAGUACUAGACCAAGAAUUCCCACGAAAACCUCUCCACCAGUCGCUCCGCCAGUUUCGAAGUCCAUGCCCACAACAAUCUUAGCUGCUAGCACAACAUUCUUGGCAGCGACAACAACAGCACCACUAGUGAUUUCACCCAAGAGCAUUGUUGAAUUAGCUCCUCGUCAACGAAGAAGCACUUUUUUGGCUACAACAACGCCGGCCACGGGAGUUUUCCAACAGGCUUGCUACGCGCAGCACGCUGCUUCAUCACGCGAAGCGCAACAGCUACAACAGGGACAAGAAUAUCAACACAGUAUUAGUAGCUCUGCUCCACUACAGCCAGCAGAAGCAGCAGCGCGACCACAGCUACCACAUCGUAUACAAGCCGUUCAGAAACUCCGAAAAAAUUAUCUAAGCUCAUACUACGACCUUGGCCCUUCCAUUCUCGUAGGAGACUUGUACAAUUCCUGUGCGCCAAAUGUGGAGUUGCGAAGGGCUACGCGAAGACCUGGAGACAUCCGCGCUCUCGGCGACGCGAGAAACUACUUUGAGGAGUCUGCGGGCUUCGGGGCUGUAAGGAGUGACGGUGGUGGAAAUGGAUUGAAUAGAAGUUAAUAUGGCAUCGACGGGUUUUGGUAAGGAGAUCUCAUCUUCGUGCAUCAUUGUCACCAGCACGGAGAUCUUAGCAUGAGGGACCUCGACAACACAAAAAAAAGCCCAGUAGAUUUUUCUCUCUAACUCCCCCUCAACCUAUGCGGCAUGAUCUCCGGUGGUGAACACACAGUUCGCUGUGGUGACUGGUUCUGGAGUCGCACAUGUCCUAGAUGGUGGCAAUCACGCAACUUUAGUGGUUCCGGCGGUACUUCCAAUGACUCAGCUCGUGCAGGUGGAAGCUCUGCGUCGGGCGGAGGAAGUGGUGGUGUGACAAUGACAGUGAUGUUAUGGACAUGUGAGGUAGAGGUUCUUCCAGAUUUCAAAGAAUUCAGAUUUCAAUUUCCACCAAGUCCACAAAGAGUGCUCUAAUCGCCAAUUCCCGUUCGCAAACUACCGUGGAUUCCGCGUCUUUUGCUAGAGAAGACGCUCAAGAACAAGAACCCGACCCCCUGCUUGUCAAAUCUAUCGCGAAGAGUCGUACUGGUAUGGAUGUCUCGACUUUGCAAGCGAUCCUAGACCUUCCUCCACAUCCUCACAUCACGCCAGUAAAUGCAGUCUGGGUGGAUGACAGACGAGGCUUGGUACACGUAGAAAUGCCCUAUGAAAUGGGAAGCGAAGAUCUAUACUUGAGUGCAGCGAAAUACCGCAAAGCAGUGGCGCAGCGGGCUUAUGCAGAAUGGGAAAUGUUAUCGCAAAGACUGAAGGAACGACGGGCUGCGGAAGUUACGGCGAAGAGAUCAAGGUCGUAAAUCAAAAUCGUUUUGAAUUUCUCAUCGACUUCUAGGUCCCGUACACUCACGGCAUCUGUCUAAUCCUCAAGAAAGGCGCAGACCAUUGCAACUGGGUGCAACUCCUGAGGACAACGAAUACGUUUCUCGCUCUGUACUUGCCGCCCCGGCGUCCUCUUCCUCGGGGAUUUUACAAGCGAACUCACAAAGAUGUCAAGGCCUACCUGGCGAGUCGACAUCGUUAUGGACCACAUAAUUUUCGAUAUUUUUCUCUGUUCUUCCGAUUGAGAUGAAGUAGCGCAGUGCCAGACCGAGGCCUUUGCAAUUCCACCAAACAAAAAAACAGGGACUACGACGGACAGUUUCCUCCUUUAUAGCUUUAGAUUUGUAUUCGCGAUACCCCUUCUAAAAAGAACCCUUGGCUUCAGCAGUGAGACACUCCAGAUCUUGCAGUUGUCCACCGAUUCAGCUGGAUUGGCGUCCGAAAUCGUCGAUCGUGUAUUAGACCGUGAAGAUUGCUACGAUGAGAAAAAGACAGAAAUCGUCGAUCGUGUAUUAGACCGUGAAGAUCGCUACGAUGAGAGAAAGACAAAGGGACCACAGGGAGGAGGUAGUACAAGUACAUCCUUGCCGAAACCUCGAUGGAAAGACUACUACAGGCCGCCAAUGGAAACGAAGCGCAUCAUACAAGGCAUGCUGAAGGGCUUGGCGCACAUGCAUGCCAACAGAUUAGUGCAUGGCGACGUGAAGCCUGAGAAUGUGUUGCUGAAGAAAAAAGGACUCAGUGUACCCCCAGGGUCAAUGAUGCCUUCGCCUAAAAACAAUGGACUGAAGGAUGAUAAUGCUGGAAAUGCGGCUGCUGGAGGUAGUACAACAACCACUUCCAAGCAUGGUGGAGGCGGUCUAUUUUCGAAUAUGACAACGACAUGGUGUAGUUGUUUCCCUCCAGCCGCCAGUCUCGUCUAUUCAGGGUCGAAGAUGGUUCCUUCACGCCAAGCUAGAUCGAUUCUAUCCUCUUCGGGGCAGACCGGCAGUGGUAACACAGCAACUGCAACAUAUUCAAGUGUUAUUCAGCAGAAGUCUGAUCAAGAACAUGUAGAAGUGGUUGAACGGAGAGGAGCACAAAGGACGGCAGGUGGAAUGCUAUUUGAGGCAGACGGAGAUAUGAUCCAUGAUAAUGGUUUAGACGGUCCUUUGAUGCUACCGCCAACACACGAGACCCUUCGAGCAGCAGCUAAUAGCAGCAGUGGGGCUUCUUCAAAUCCGCCUAUGAGGAGACCUAGCAGAUCUUCUAGGCGACUUUAUCAGGCUGCGCAGGCUGGUCAACAGGACCACACAGAACAACAAACGCAAAGAGCUAAGUCUUCUGGGCCAUCUGUUAGAGCACCUUUGGAUCCGAACGAAGCUCAGAGCUGCUGCGCUUCACAAGCGGCCGGGCUUAGCAACGUCUUGUCUACAGCCGUCGAUAACGCAGCAAAAGCGGGCCGCGCGCCGAAUGAAGCAGCCACCGUGGUCACAGAAAUACAACCACAGACAACUUCUAGUAGUACUAGAAUACAUCGCGUGCCUGAAAUGAUGGUGGAUCCACUAAUACUUCCAAGAACCACCACAGCAGGGUCAGGGAAAGGUGGAAAACGAGACUACCACGGAGAUGAUCAAAGCCCUGGGGCUGACAGUGCAGGCGCCACAACCGCUGGAGCCGCCAGUACACGAACCAGUAUGGAAAGUGCAUCUAACAUGAACUACAACGCAGGAUGCUCAACGUCUUUCGCGUCAAGCGCCUUUCAGCUGAACACUGACGAUGAUCUUGUUGCCUCUCCUGGUACAAGCGCAGUGGCAGUAGGUGGCGGAGGAGCUGCUAGCCCAUCAACAUCACCAGCUCUGUGUUAUCAGUAUCAAAGUCUAGCCCAACUACAACAACCGCAAUCACCCCAAUUAUUGCAGAGUUACGACUACGUCGUCAACGACUUGAAUUCCCAAGUCACUGCCAAUCUACAACAUCAAGGUCCAUCUUCAUCUUCGCCUGAUGAAGAAGGAGCUUCAGCCGCUUUUACAGCUACAUCUUCUAGUGGUCUUCAGCAACUACCUACCACGAAGUCUGAUGCCAUCCCUGCUCUACAACAAGUAGUUCCAUCGCGUCUUUUGGUCGAAGCUGUUUGCUCACAUUUGCAACCUGAUGUCAAGUUAAUCGACUUCGACCAUUCUAGAGUUUUCGCUGGGACUGACGGACACCGAAAAUAUUAUCCAAUGUUAUGAAGGCUGUUGUUUGUAUUUGAUGACUUCCAAAUCGAUUGCCUAGUUUAGCCGCUUUGCGCCUUAUUCUACGUUAGGGGGAGGCAGGGCGCCGCCCUUCAGCCUUGGCGCAAUCAAAGCUACGGGGACUCUUGUUUGGGCCUGGUUUCGUCUCUCCUCUUUUCGAGCGAUGCGCAUACACGUAGCCGGCCUCCCUUGGCCUCGUCUUAAAAAAUGAGCAGCGGCGGGCUACUUGUAGGGGACGCACUGCGUCAGCGACUAGACUACCGCGCUGCCAACAGGGAUGGCCCGCACCAGUGUGGGCGAGACGUGGAAGCCAACCCACAGCAAAGGCCAAAGUCGCUGCUUGCCGGAAGGUUCUCCAGUAUUUGCGUGGAACGCCUACCGAGGGCCUACAGUUCAGCCCUGAGCAGGAGAAAGCACAAGCGGCGCCGGACACUUUUCAGGAUCUUCAUCACCAGCCAGGCGGGAGCUAGAGGGCGGGACGCGCCGGCGAGGGCUACCGCCCACCUUGCCGCCCUGUCCGUGCUGAUGCGUGCGGGGAUCUACUCGAGGCCACGCAUGCCGUUAAUUUUAUGCCUGAUUGAACAUAGGAGGGCCUUCAACUGGUUGGAGUGGGGCGGCUUGAUCGAGGCAGGCCCCGAGCCGCAAGACGCGCAUCUAUUUCCGCACUUCGAACAAGCGCGGCCAUUCUAGCCGUGGAGGAGUCAUCAAAGAAUUUAACGAAGUCGCGACCCAGGAGCAGUUUCGUGAUGUUUUAGGACGGGUCGAGCGUACUAUGGCGGAGUGGUGUCAGGCGUCCGCGCACUUAAGGGAGGCAGCAGGGUUCGAGAAUGCUCAGAAGCUGUUCUCCGCUUUCAGCGCGUCUGCAAACGCAGCAAAGGCAAGGGCUGGCAAGCCCAGCAGGGAGACGGACCUCGGUGACAUCUGCAGAGGCCAUUUGCGUGGCGCCUGGAAGCUGUAGCUGUCGCGUGCGGGCGCUGCUUGGCGCAGACUGAAUUGCAACAGGGACGGACGGCGGGGAGUGGGCUGCUGUCAGCGACAGCGCGACGCCAAUAGAAUACCCGCCUCAGGGCUUUCCAGGUCGCUCGGAGUGUGAGGCGGCUUGUUUUGUGUCGAGAGUUCGUGGAAGAGAAGGGCGCCACUGUUGCCAUGCAUAGUACUGGCGUGGGGCCCUCAGCACCGAAAGGCAACACCGUAGAGCAGGCACGGGCUGGUGUCGCCGCUGAAAUUUCGCAACACAGCAGAGGGGGACGACGUAGAACCAGUGACGGAGCCCCAGCCCCUUUCUUUAAGUAUGCAUAAAGGACGCGCAUUGUGUGAGGAUAAUGCCUACGGCUGCGCUCGGGUGGGGAAGGCUCCGAACUGGGGAGCGCCGGGCCGUCGCUCCCUCGGCUUGGUGAAGCCAGGAGGGCCUUGCAGCUAAUUUGGUCAGGGUAAUUUCUGGGGAGGUGACAUCCUCAGAAGCAAGCGGACUCGCGUUUCUGCGGCGAACGGGAUACACAUGCACAAGGCGCCCCAGCCGAGCUGAAGGCCCCAGCAGGCGCAGGCCUUGCCCACCGGGGCUCGUACCUGCUGCGUUCGCUGUGGCUUCUUGCUCGAUCGCUUGGGUGGAGGUGGUUGGGGAGGCUCCCAAAGGCCAUCAAAGUGAGAGGUGCGCAGAUCGCUGGCGCUGACGCCCACGCCCGCGGGCCUUCCGCUUAUCUAAAACCAGCGAAGGAGGUGGGUCCCCUUCUUUGCGUGAAGACGGCCGUCGCCUUGUGUAGUUGUAUGCCUCGGCUCCCAUGUGCUUGAUCUAGGACACCGGCUUGUAAUGUCUUUAGCUCUAUCUAUCAGCGAAAGCCAUAGCCAGGCGCCUUGUCCCGCACUACCGUAACCUGUCGCGGCAUGGUACUACGUCGUUCUCUCUUAUUUAUUCUAAUUCUCGGUACUCCAGCUUACACGUCUCCCGAAAAUCUCUACCGGAAGUACUUUCCCCAGAGCGACUUGUGGUCUGUCGGAGCUACGAUGUAUGUGCUGCUCACCGGAGAUAUCAUGCUAAGGGGAGAUCUUCUCGCUGAGAUUCGCAACUUGAUGACGGGGCGACCGGUGUAUCACGUCCUUGGUGGCAACCGGUCGCGCUGGCUGACAGAAGACGAGGACGUUAAUGAUGAGGUAAGUACAUUUAGUUUUAAUGAUAGGAAGAGCUGGCUCUCUCAAGUACGAAAAAGUUGACUGCUAAUAUGCGUGAAGGUGAACGUGAAGAUUGAAUCUGUUAUGAAUUUGAGUUCUUACUACCUCCAGAUUGUUCGGAUCAUCCUAAUAAAGUGUAAGUGUAUCAAGAAGUUGGCAAACCGUCAGUUCUGAAUCUGAUCACGUAAAUCCAAGUAGCACUAGUACUUAACGACCCCCAUUCCAACAAGAACAACACUCAGGAUGGCCAUGCACAUGGCGUUUCGCGACUAGCAGCUGAGUUAAGAUCGCAAGUUAGCCAAGCAAUUGCGGAUUUGCGAAGUCGGCCUUACUUAGAUCCGUCAGCAGUUGACCUGUGUGGAAGGCUUCUAUCUCUAGACUGGCAACAGCGAGGCACAGCAUUGGAAGUGCUUCAGCAUCCAUGGUUUAGCGAAGCGAGUGAGGCAUUGUAAUCUUUCACUUUGUAGUCUUAAGAUGAACAACUUCUUCAACAUAAGAUUAACGUCGUGAUCAGAUUGUCUAUCGUCUUUGCUUAAUACCAUAGAGAUAAUCAAAUAUUGAUAUAUGAGCUAUGCUCAGUCGGUGUCAGUUUAAGCUCGUUGAUCUUGAGCGAAACGCAUUUUUGCAGUGUUAUACUUCUAGAAGUUGAGCAGACGUUUUGAGAAUAGAGGAAUCACCCGAUGACGUUGAUGACGUUAAUAUCAAUUAUAUACUAUAAGUCCUCCUUAUUGUUAUUUCAUUUUUGUAUUUCUGUCGAACUGCAUCUACAUCUUGUCCGCACGUGUCUGAGAAUUCAUUUCUCCCUAAUUCUAAUAGUUGUUGCUCAACAUGAUACAGGUGGCCGUGAGUGUUUCUUGUUUGCGCUCCGGUCAUGAUAUAUCUCAACACAGACAAUUAUGCCUCAUAUUUACGUUGUUCAUGAAUUCGACUUUGAUGUUGGUGUAAUUGGGUAUGUUUACUAUGGUGCUGUUUCGUGGUAACCGUAUCAUGAUGUAUCAACUUCUCGAAUUUCUCGUCCUCACGCUCAACCACGUUCACAAGACCUUCUCCCCCUCACAUAUUAUAUAUUAUACACAAGCUAACAAGGUUAGCGACGUUGCGUUUUGGUAUCCUCUUGACGUAGUGCACACGUCCAUGGAUUCAUGCUUGGCCUUCUGCUUCUGCAAUGAAAAACUCUAAAUCCUGAGAUGAUAUGUUUGUCGUGACUCUCAACGUGCAUCCUACUUCUAUCUACUCACU